Molecule: messenger RNA, 890 nt
Organism: Eurytemora carolleeae
Lineage: Eukaryota; Metazoa; Arthropoda; Copepoda; Calanoida; Temoridae
Exons: 5
Coding region: 25-813 (262 amino acids)
Source: RefSeq, a predicted model, not a curated record
CGCGUAGUGAUAUUUUAGUUAAAAAUGUCUGUUAACGAUGAAUCCAUGGAGAUACUACGAGAAGCAGACUGCCUGGAGAUAUCCAAUUCUUUAGAUGAUAGUUUAGAUGGAAGGAUGCUGAGCCCCAGGGUUAGGUUGGAUAUCAUCAACAACUCAGGGUUAGAUCCAAUGCAGACGGAGAAGGAUGAAUCCAACUGUGUCAAGUUUAUUCCUGACACACCCACCAGUUCUUUGCCUAACCAGUACAGGAGAAUUCUUUCAACUCCACAUCCCGCUGGUCUCCCUUUAUCCGGGUACAGUCCUAGUUCCUGUGAACCUGUGUCUCCAGUCCCACUUGGAGCUCUGUACACAGAUACACCGGAGCUUAACCUGCAACACAGUCUCUCCUCUUUACUGGAUAUCAGUAUGGAUAGUAGUGAGGGAGAGGAUGAUCUUCAGAAUGAAAGCUCAGAAACCUAUUCGUAUGCUCCGACACCUUUCAACACGCCAGCAAGUGGGUCACAGGAUCUUCAUGAGAAUGGAGGGCGGAUACUGAAGAGAAGGAUGAUGACUAGUCCUCUGCUGAACAUGGCAAAAUAUAAACUCCGACAACACAACCCGGAGAUAUUUAACCCCAGUUCAUCCUCUGCACCAGCUACAGGGCCUGAAAACAAGGAUUUGGUAGAGCUGGUUCCAGGGUUGGAUAUCAGUGAUAUCCCUGGGGAAAGAAAGAUACUAGAGCAAACCGUUCGGUACAUCACGUUCCUCAGGGGCAAGCUUGGUGAAAAUGUGGAGAAACUAGACCAGGAGUUCUUUUCCUUGACUCAGAUGUAAACCGUUUGCUCGGAGAACAUAUCUCAAAAUGUUAUAUUUAAUCACAUACUUUAUAUAUAUUCAAACAUUCUUUUUGA